Cuscuta campestris is the source of this 4070-nucleotide messenger RNA. The record is from the annotation of a GenBank genome assembly. Lineage: Eukaryota; Viridiplantae; Streptophyta; Magnoliopsida; Solanales; Convolvulaceae.
AUUCAUAUUUCGGGGUUAAAACGUACGUACGGGAUCCAGAACGGAUAUCACCCACCCGACAGUUCACUGUUCGGUUGGUACGUAAUCCACAUGACUCAUAGGGUGGAUUAUCGAUUCUUGUGUUCUGCAUUAAACUAUUUAUAGUUUAAGGGCCUGGUUAGAAAUAUUGCCUUAGACUAGGGAUAGCUAAGAGCUUGUAUAAAAAUGAUUUGGCCUUAGAUUAAGAAUAAUUUAAGAGCACUGAUGAAAUAUUUAAUAUUGAAUAUAUCAUGAAAUGACUUAAAAUAAAAUAUUGUGAAUAUCAUGAAUAAUGUAUGCUUGAAAUAUGUAUUGUGUGCAUGAUAUCAAAUGGUUAAUUAUGAAUUGAGAUUCAAUUUAUAUGGAUGUUCGAUGCAUUAGAUAUGCUUACUCAGCUUCAACGCUGAGCGUGUAGUAUGUUUUAUUUGCUACACGCAGGUAAACAGAAAGAUUAAUGUGAUCCUGGCGGCAGAUGGGGCGAGAUUGUCGGGAUGGAUGUGACAAGUUUUGAAAUGAUUAAUGAUAUGUCAAUAUUAAAUUCGCUUCCGCAAUAUUGUUAAAUACUCCGUACUGUAUAUGUUAUGAAAAAUAUUAUUGAGAUUAAUAAAGUGUGUUUGAAAAGUUUUAAAUUUUACGAUUACCAAGUUAAAUACUUUAGUCCGAAUGGGGCUGCAGACCUGGACGGAUUAGGGUGUUACAGGUGAGUUGUCAUUUUCUUAGCUCGGGGUGGAGGGUUAAAACUCUAAGGAGCUAAGGUAGUGGAGGUGAUCUUGACGGGAUUGUUGAGAUGGAGCCACGGGUACAAUGAUAACUGGAAAUGGUGAGGACCUUGUCGUAUUGAGCAAGGUGAGGCCAUGACCAUGAGUCAACACAUGGUGGCGGAGAGCUUGUGGUAUUGAGCAAGAUAGGGCAUGAAAAUUUUUUCAAGGUGGUAGUGAUCUUGGUGGUUGGACCAAGGUGGAGCCACGAGGAUUUUUUUUCUUCUUUAAGGUUGGCAGCGGUGAUCUCGGUGGAGCAGACUAAGAUGGCGCCAAGGAUAAUUUUUUUCGGAGUAGCGGUGAUCUUACCGGAGAAGUGAGGUGGAGCUACAAAGUUUUUUUUAAUUAUUUAAUCAAGGUGGAGUUUGUUGGAAAAUUGAUUAAUAAUCAAAAGAAAAGAAAAAAAUAAGGAAGAGGACAAAGAAGAACAAGGAAAUAAAAGAAAGGAACAUGCAUACGCACUAAUGCAUGUGGGAGGAUGUGUUCUCUCUUGUCUCUUAGUGAUGCAUGUGAUGUGUGGAGAUUUUUGGCUAUAAAGGAGUUCACAUUGCCUAGCUAUGUGUGUGUGGGUUUUACACACCACCAAGGUAGAGAGAGAGAGAAACAUGGGAGGAAUUCUACACAAGAAUACCACCGAGAAAAUCCAAGGGGUCUUGGUGACUGUGGGUGAGUGUAGGGAGUAACUGGUUUUAGUUACUCAAAGAAAUACAUCCGGGCAUAGAAUGUGGAAAGAUCUGUUUAUGAGUGUCUGGAAUUUAGCCUUGUAAACAGGGGAGAGUUUUUUGUAUAUUGUCCUGAAAUAGUGGAAAUAUAAUUUUUUUUCUCUCAUAUAUUCUUCUUGUGUUUGUUCUCUCAUUUUUCUGGUGUUCUCAAUAUUUUUCGGGCAUGAGAGAACUCGCCUUAUAUAUAACCUCCGAAAACUUUGUUUUUGGUCGGUUGUGAUUUAGAUAUACAAAUUGUUGAUGACGAAUAAGAAACACUGAACCAUUAGACGUGCCGGAAUAAUUGACCGGAGGAGCUGCCGGAAAUGCCGACUUCUCCAUCGGGAAACCACGGCUCUCCGAUGCGUUUUGUGUCGUUUCGCCGGCCGAUCAUCACUCUAAGUGGCGGCGACCCAGUCCACACGCUGCUACUGGAGCACCACCACAAGUCGCCGCCGGUGCCGGCGUACCCGGAGAUCGAAUCGUUCCAGUCUCAGGUCUCCACUCUGUUCCACGACCUCUCCCUCGCCACUCCGAAAGAAUUCCUAUCCAUUUCCUGGAUCCGGAAACUGCUCGCCGUGUUUUCCGCUUGCCACGAGGAUUUCAGAUCCAUCGUGUCGAGCAAGAAGAAGAAGAACGCGUCAAUGGCGGCGCCGUCGAAACAGAGGAUCCUAACAGAGUAUUUCGACAGGACGAUCAAAGCUUUAGACAUGUUGAACGCCGCCCGGGACGGGCUGGAGAAGAUCAACGCGUGGCAGAGGCACCUGGAAAUCGUGAUCUGCGCAUUGGGCGGCGGCAGAACGGCCGUCGUCGGAGAAGGAAAUCUCCGGCGGGCGAGAAAGGCGCUGGUGGACUUGGCACUCGAGGAUCAUAAGGAUGACUCAGCCGGCGGCGGGGUGUUUUCCAACCGGAGCCUGUCAUUCAAACGACGCGCCGCCGCGUCCAAGGACCAGAACCGCCCUCCCCUGGCCCACACGAGGUCUCUGUCGUGGAGCGUUUCAAACUCCUGGUCCGCAUCCAAACAGCUCCAGCUACUCGCCAACGCCGUGCAAUCCCCGCCGCGAGCGGCGGAUGUCGCCGCCACGGACGGCCUAGCGACCCUCCUCCACACAAUGAGCUUCAUCCUGGUUUUCGUCCUGUGGGCCCUCGCCGCCGUCGUCCCCUGUCAGGACCGUGGGACCCACACGGCCAUCGUCGUCCCCCGGCAAAGCUGGAGCAGCCCAUUCCACAUAUUACAGGCCAGGAUAACGGAGGAGUCUAAACGGCGGCGCCGGAACUCGAACGGGUUGUUGAAGGAGAUAUGUCGGAUGGAAGAGGGGGUGAGUCACUUGACCGAGUUCGUCGAGUCGGCUCAGCUCCCAUUGUCUGAAGAACACAAGGAUGAACUAAGGGGAUGGAUUCACGAGUUAAUGUCCGUCUCGGAUGUGUGUAAAAUUGAGCUUAAACCUCUCGAACGGGAUAUCCGAGAUGCGUUCAGAAAGAUAGUAAGUUGUCGCAUCGAAGGUCUCGAAUUUCAAGAAAACAAGACUUAGUGAAACUUGGAAUUCAUUUUAAAAAGUCAAUCUCAUAAGAGAAAUGGGAGGAAAACUUACUACCACAAAUUUACUAUUUCAUUAUCAAUAUGUAUUGUGUACAAUUACAAAAAAAAAAAAAGGAAACAAAUUUAACCACAUAAAGGGAGGGGAAAAAGGUGUGUCCAUAUUGUGUGGUUAUGUUUCGUUAUUUCCUAAGUAAAAUUUAAUGCAAAAAAUCUGAUACAUUUGCCUGUGUUGUUUGCAUGAUUAUAAUUAUAAUUAAAAUAAAGUAUAUUGUGAAGAAUUGUUUUUUUUUUCAUCUUAAAAUGUAAAGGAAUACUCGAUCAGUACCCUAGAAUUUUGGAAAACUGACUCUGGAGGGACUUUCCAUCCCUCCCUCCGUUAAACCAAUUUUCCGUCACUCACAGGACGGAAGGAAUACUAUUUCUCUACGGUCUCCGUAGAUGUCAACAACACAAUUUCAUAUUUCUUGAACUUCGUGCAGACAACCCCAAAAUACGGGUUUUAAUUCAGUCUCUACACAACACAUUCACAAAUUCACAAAAAAAAAAAGAAGAAAUAAUUUAUGUAGGGGGGCCAAGAUCACCAACCAAUCUUCCCUGCCAUCCCAAUGGUGUGGAAGGUCUUCUGCAGACAAACUAGUCACUCUACUGGCAUUCGUGUUAAUCUUCAUAUGUUCUAACGAUAUAUAGAUAGUCUAAAACAUCGGGUUUGUGCCCUAACCGUUUAUGCAGAAAGAUUGAGCCGUAGAGCCGAUACCUGUUCUUGAAUUUGUGCCCACGCAAGCAGUCAUUAACCCAACCAGUCUCUGUUGUGGAACGGACUCUCCGAAGAUGUCGUGGUGGUCUACGCUUCUCUUCAACUGGAAUCAGAUUCUCCAUUAGCUGCGUUUACAUUUUUAAAAAAAAUAUAUUAGAGAAUAGCUGGCAGAUAAAAAUGAAGCCUGCUAGUCAAAAGGAAGGAGAUCUGGAUCACACUCAAAGAGUCUGAGCUGAGCAAAUAGGGAGCAGUUUUGGCAAGGUUAAUUUGUUUGAAACGAAUGAAUCUAGCAAGAUUUU